Molecule: messenger RNA, 1196 nt
Organism: Rubroshorea leprosula
Lineage: Eukaryota; Viridiplantae; Streptophyta; Magnoliopsida; Malvales; Dipterocarpaceae
Source: the annotation of a GenBank genome assembly
AAUAAUUAUUUGUGUGAGCAUAACUGUGGCUCCUGUUAAUAGCCAACUCUACACAAAAUCUCUAACAGCCCAUGGUCCAGCAGCCAUACCAUUAGCUCUCCCCUCCCUUUGGGAACAGCCAAAAUGAAAAUUUUCCAGGCUGAUCUCUGAAGACCUCCCGCGCCAGCAAGUCCUGGAUUUCCUUGGGAGACACAUCAGUAUGAGGAGGUGAUAAUAGUAAUACCAACCCACAUCAAUGAUGGCUUUCUCUUUAGUCUUGAUCAAAUGUCUGUAAUAGCUUUUGGUCCCCCCAAAAAAGGAAAUGUCGGUAGUAGCUUCUGGCCCCCCAAAAUUAAUGUCGGUAGUGGCUUAUUCAAUUUAAUGGUUUUCUCUCACUCGAGUCAUGUUCUUCCACCGCCUCCUUUUAACUUCAUAUCCUCAAUCAAAUAUCUGUAUUCUGUUGUAGGUCAUCCUCCAAUCUAACUGAGUCACAGGCAAAGAAAUCCAUUCGUUUUGCUGAUCAACUUGUGGGGGUCCUCUCUGCUAACAUUGAAAGCCCUUUGCAUGCUCUGAACUCUCUGCUCCUCAGUAGCUUUCUCUUGGUAUUCACAAAAGGACAAGGGAGAUAUCUUCAGACAUGGCAGAGGCAUUUGUUGAUGAGGGUGAAUACAGGGCCGCCACCUGGACUGGUAGCAGUGAAGCAUUAACCGUCCUUGAUUUUCUCUUAGAGUAUGCCAGUUGUAGGGUUAGGACGCAAUUACCCUGUUGCUCUUGUUUUGGGAGCAAAGUGAGGCUAUAGCCUUUGGUAGAGGAAGGAGUAGCUAAUUAACUACAACCUGGUAUAUUAUGAAAGAAAGAUACUAACCUGAAGUUACACCUGAAGAGUAUUUUUGAAUUCUACAGAUAAACUCGAAACUGUAUAAGUGAUUGGAUGGUCUCAUCAACAAGUACAUAGUUCAGGUCCCUAACUUAAUUUAACUAAGCUUUCAAAUGGGUUUUACAAAUGUACUCUAGUGUGUGCGUCAACAUUAAUCAGCAAUAACCAUAAAAUAAUUCAUCCUUACUGUAAUUGAUUUGAUGAAUUUUCAGUCCAAGAACCCUCAUAUUUAUUCACUGUAAAAUUAUCAAACAAUAUAAGAGCUCAUGAAAGACACAGCAGCAACCAUGAUUAACCCACUUCAAGAAGAUCUCUUAUAUAAUAAUCCCAAACAAAUUCA